AUGACGACCCGGCUCGUCGCCCAGGCCGAGGCCUGCAGCGCGGAGGAAGUCCUUGCCUUCCUCAACGGGCAGAACAACUUACCUGCCGUCAAGGGAGCCAUUCUUGUCAAGCUUUCUACCAAAGACCACGACGACCAGUUGGUCGUGCUAGACCCUACCCAGCCUGGCAGUCCGUCUACUGUCAUCAUCAACGUCACGCGGAUCGCCCCGGAUGCCGGCGCCAACUCCACCACGGCCAACCCUGACGCCGACGCCGUCCCCGUCCCGGCCGGCCCUCACGCCGGUGCCGACCCUAUCCCGGCCAGUCGCCCCAAGGUCACCUUCAAGCUUCUAGACGUCGAGAGCCGCACAAUCGCAGAGAUCCAGGCAACCAAGCCUACCAGUAACAACAGCCUCGGCCUGCGCGGUUGGCGCCUCGGCGUCUCUCUCAGCAGUAGCAGCUACGGCCAGCUCGCCAUUAGUACCACUGCACCAAGCGGCAGCAACUCCAGCGGCCGCACUGGAUAUUCAAACACCCCGCACAACAUUGCCGACCGCACGCUUAGAAUCGAACGCCUGAUCGAGAUUAAGCCCAAGAAGGAGGGGGAUCCCUCAACUUGGGAGUGGGAAUUCUUCCUUGCCGUCGACGUCCGCGUGCUUGUCAAUCAAGGCACCCUGGCGUCACCCAAGUGGCAUCGGGUCGUUGAGGAUCUCAGUCCCUCACACAACAAGACAUAG
Molecule: messenger RNA, 717 nt
Organism: Colletotrichum higginsianum IMI 349063
Lineage: Eukaryota; Fungi; Ascomycota; Sordariomycetes; Glomerellales; Glomerellaceae
Exons: 3
Coding region: 1-717 (238 amino acids)
Source: RefSeq, a predicted model, not a curated record